AUGGCCACCCCUAGUGUCCUAACCUUUGACGCCGAGGGUCGCACCAUUGAUUUUGAGGUCUGGCUAGAUGACCUGCAGCUUUUCUUACAGUGCGACAGAGCUGACAGCCUUUCUCUCUUUGACCUCACCUCUGGCGCCUCUCCUGCUCCUGCUGCCGAUGCUGAUCCCACUGUCCGCUCUCAUGCGCGCUACUCCUCUCCUGCCACUGCUGCACUGAGCCGUCUCAUGCUUCCCUACCUCUUUCCUGACCUCUCUGCCUUUCCCACUGUCGCUGACCUCAUUACGCACCUCCGCACUAGUGACACUCGCUACCGCGCCGCCCUUCCUGCUGAGUUCUGCGCUAAGAACCCCCCCCCCAUGUACAUCACUCUCUACUACGUAGUCGCGCGCCUCCCUGACUCCCUCCGCGUAGUCAGGGACCACUUUCUCGCGGUCUCUCCCACCACUCUCACCGUCGACCUCCUCGAGAAGGCCCUCCUCGCAGCGGAGAAGAGCAUAGUCGCUGUAGGUGCCUCUCGUGGUGACCCUCGCACCCCCAUCUUUGAGGGGUGCUCUCCUUCCCCCUUGCUGCCCUCUGUUGCCUCUGCUGCUGCGGCCGACCUGCUUGGUCUUGAGUCGGUCGGCGCGGCGUCUGCCCCUAGUGGGAGACGUCGCUCUGGCAAGGGCAAGGGGGGCAAGGGCGUGGGCGGAGCUGGAGGGGGCGGUGGCGGUGGCGGCGGGGGCGGCGGAGGGAGUGGGGGUACUGGUCCCUGCGCCUACGGCCUUCCUGUGUGUCCCAGGUAG
Messenger RNA from Closterium sp. NIES-65, 783 nucleotides. NCBI's taxonomy places the organism in Eukaryota, Viridiplantae, Streptophyta, Zygnematophyceae, Desmidiales, Closteriaceae. The record is from the annotation of a GenBank genome assembly.